This is a messenger RNA of Spirodela intermedia, 1522 nucleotides long. NCBI's taxonomy places the organism in Eukaryota, Viridiplantae, Streptophyta, Magnoliopsida, Alismatales, Araceae. The record is from the annotation of a GenBank genome assembly.
AUGGCGGGAGGGAAAGUCCGGAAACAGAAGCGGGGCGGGACAGGGGGCGGCGGGCACCAGCACUAUCAAGGAGGGGUGCCGUUUGAGAAGUCCAAGGGGCAGCACAUUCUGAAGAACCCCAUGCUGGUUGAGACCAUCGUGCAGAAGUCGGGUAUCAAGCCGACCGACGUCGUCCUCGAGAUCGGGCCGGGAACGGGCAACCUCACCAAGAAGUUACUCGAGGCCGCGAAGUCCGUUGUCGCCGUCGAGAUUGAUCCGCGGAUGGUUCUAGAGUUGCAGCGCCGCUUCCAGGGCACUGCGCACUCCACUCGCCUCAAGGUGUGUGAUUUUUCAACCUUCCUCAUCGGAAUCUCUCCUUUUGCCGCAGUCAUUACAGCUUGGAUGAAUUCGGAUGAGUCUCUUCAUUGAAUUCUUCAAAAUAUCUGUGUAUGCCCAUCUAGGUUCUGCAUUUUUUAUGACAGAUAUAGUGAUCUCUUAACGAAAUGAUUGCGUUGUAUGUACUUUCUUGAGCGUUGGUAAGAUAAACUAAAUCGAAAAAAUACAUGGUGUGGUUUAUUUUCAUACAUGUAUGAUCGAAAUUUGGGUCUGAGAAGUAAUGGAGUCGAGUUUUUAGCCCAUGAAUUCCCAUGUAGAUUAUGGGUUAGCUAAGAAUCGAAUUAUACUUGAAUUAAAUUAAUAGGACGAGGUGUAGUUUUUUCAUAAUCAUGCAUGCCAUAUAAAUUAUAAUAUUUCUGAAAUUUUAAUAGUCGUCUUAAUCAUUCAGGUCAUCAACGGAGACGUUCUUAGGUGUGAUCUGCCCUACUUCGACAUAUGUGUGGCCAACAUCCCCUAUCAGAUCUCUUCACCCCUCACAUUCAAGCUUCUUUCUCACCGGCCAGCCUUUCGAUGUGCUGUGAUCAUGUUCCAACGAGAAUUUGCAAUGAGGCUGGUUGCAAACCCUGGUGACAAUCUAUACUGCCGCCUGUCAGUGAACACACAGCUUCUGGCGAGGGUCCAUCAUCUUCUCAAGGUGGGUCGCAACAACUUCAGGCCGCCGCCCAAGGUUGACUCCUCCGUGGUCAGAAUAGAACCAAGGAAGCCUCCCCCUUCUGUGAGCUUCAAAGAAUGGGAUGGUCUGGUACGGAUAUGUUUCAACAGGAAGAACAAGACCUUGGGUUCCUUAUUCAGACAAAAAACGAUUAUUACACAUCUGGAGAAGAAUUACAAGACUUUUCAAGCUCUGCAGGCCUCCUUGAAGGGUUCUGUGGAUGGGAACAAGGAGAGUGAGGAUGACAUCUCUGUUUUGGCGUGUGCGACUGAGGAUCAAGGGAUGGAGUUGGAUGGGGAGAAGGAUGAUGAGGACAUGGACCUAGAGGACGGCGAUGCAGGGGGCUGUUGCGAUGGAUCCAGUUUCAAGGAAAAGUUGCUUGAUGUACUCCAGCAGGGAGAUUUUAUGGACAAGAGAGCUUCGAAGCUCACGCAAGUGGACUUCUUGUACCUCCUGUCCUUAUUCCACCAGGCGGGCAUUCAUUUCUCGGGGUGA